GAAAAACAGCUUUUCUAUUUUCAGUUCACUAAACAACUUCUCAACACUUCUUAUAUUUGUAACGUCACAGCAAUCUUUACCCCCAGGCGAACAGUUUUUGAGAAUGUAUUAAUUAAAAUCCCAAUAUGGGCAAACAAACCUACAAUUUUCUAUUCUAAUUAGCAUAUACUACAAAACAGUUCGUUUAAAAAGGGCGUAUAAUGGUGCAGGAGACCGUACGCAGGAACUGGCGGCUAUUGUAGCUUAUGACACAGGUAUGUAGCUCAACAGUAACACAUCACUGGACUGUUCCGUUCUAUGGCAUUCUCGCUUGGUCAUGGCAGAAUGGAGUGUGAAUGUGCGCCAGGGUGUGGCCAUACCAGAAAGCACAAAAGGAUUUCAAGAAAAAGGAAAAAAGGAACGACACAAGCUGAAGGAAACCCUGGCAUCCCAUCUUUCAGAGGAUCUGCACAGGCUCUUCAAAGAGGAAUUGCAGGCAGAUGUCACAUUCCAGGUUGGGUCGGAGAUCUUCCGAGCACAUCAAGCUGUGCUGCUGGCCAGAGUGCCGGAGUUCUUCCACCUGGUUGUUGAUCCAGCGUUAAAUAAAUCUGGGGACAGUUCGGAACUAAUCUACAUAAAAGCCAUUCAGCCUUCAGAGUUUAAACACUUUUUACAGCUGAUUUAUACGGCAGACCGAAAAGUGAACAAGGUGGGUCUAAAGGUAGCAGGAGAGCAAAUGGAGGCUGCUGUAAUAAAGGAAGACAAGAUGAUUGCAUCCAGCAGUGAGAGCAGCGAGGCCACGGAAACAUUAAAUAUGAAAUAUCCCCAAGGAGCGAACCAUCCAUCUGGCCAGCCAUGUAAAGAACCUGUCGAGGUUCCAACACAGCAGGCUUUGGGCAUUCUUAAAGAGGAGCUCUUUGAGGGUUCAGGUGGGAACUGCAACAAAUUAAUUCCAUCAGACUCAGUUACUGUGGGACCUGCCUCUGCACUUGGAGCAGAUUUACUUUCAUUGUAUAAGGGUGGUUGCUGCUCGGAUAUCAGCAUUCACAUUGGGAAUACAGUUUUUAAAGCCCACAGGGCCAUUCUUUGUGCUCGCUCCUGCUAUUUUGCUGCUAUGCUGAGUGGAAGCUGGUCGGAAAGCUCCCAGGAGCACAUUACAUUGCAGGGAGUCAACCAUGCAGAAAUGGCUGUCGUGCUGCAUUUCAUUUAUGGAGCUGUUGUUGACCUUCCAGAAGGAGCUGAUGUGUGCCAGGUGCUGUCGGUAGCAGACAUGUAUGGAUUGGAAGACCUGAAGGAAGUAGGUGUGUUUGUUCUGAAGAGAGACUACUGCAGGUUUUUCCAGAAGCCCGUAGUUGGUGUGCAGCAAUCUGUUUUGGAGUGCCUAUCUAUAGCCCAUUCCUUGGGGCUUGGAAGUCUCUAUGCAUCUUGCACAAGGUGGGUUGCAAAAUAUUUCUUGAAAUGCUGGUCUGGAAGAAACUUUGCAUUCCUGACAGCUGAAAUGCAGAGGGCUUGUCUAACUACUCUCACGCAGUCCAUGAACCAGGACAAUGUGGUUGCCAUGCUGAUGGAAAGUGACCAGCUGAUCAGCAGCCUCCCUGCAGUGAAGUGGGCAGAGCGAGUUUCGUGUUUGGCGACAGAGCUGCAGGAACAAUGCAUAUCCUACAUCGUGGAGCAUUUCUCUGGGAUAAUACUCAGUGAUGGCUUCCGUCAUCUUCUACAGGUACAAGGAAUGAGCAGCAACCCGUAUUUGCUGGAGAAGAUUUUUUUGGCCAUUGAGAACGGUGUCACUAUGGAUAACUGCUGCUCCCACUUCAUUACUGUGGACACCCUGAAGAGAGUACAGCCUGUGGAUGCGAUGGGUUUUGCGUGUGAAAUCCAGGCUCUACAUGAAAAGCUGUGGACGUUUCUAGUUCAGUCUUUCUAUGCUGUUCGUCACACAGUGGGAUGGAAUUUGAUGAAAACGCAGCACAGGGAGCAAGUACAAGCAGCUGCGUUUGACAAGGGUGACAAUAGAAGACUUGGCAAAAAACCGACAUUCAGUAGUUCACAGCAGCAUAUAAAAUGUCCUCCGGUUCAUCCGAUUGCAUCUGAAAAUCCAAAGCAAAGCCCUCAGGAGGGGAGGAACGCGCGAGGAUCCUGGAGUCUCUUAUUGAACAAGCCAGAGAAAAUGAAGUCUGAUGGUUUAGGAGCAGCUGGAUACACUGCUACUGCUGGCAGGGGUACCUCUAUCAAGGCUACAAAAACGAAUGUUUCCAAGGGAAAGGACAGCUGCAAACCGGCUAAGGAUGCCAAACCCACCGACAAGAGCUUACCUGCAAAAACAAAGGCGGCUGCAAAGGCACAGCCUGAAAACAAUGGCAAUGCAAAAGCAGAAGGCUCUGCUGGCAGCAGAGAUAAUACUUCCCCUUUGUCUGCAAACGGACAGAGAAAUGUGCCAAGUGGGAAAGGAAUCAAGGAUCAGGAUAGAAAAAUAAAUCUGGGUGCCAGGCCCAAAGCUCCUGCCAGCGGCUCUGCUGGUCAGACUAAAUCAGCCAAGCCUGCAAAGACGUCUGUGGGUAAGGAGCCCCCGCUGGCACACAAAGAAACAAGCCCCCCCAGCAAGCCUGAACCCUUGAGUACAGGGGCAUGCUCAGAGGCCGCUGGAAGUGCUGCACAUCUCCGGAAGGAUAAGGCAGCCAGGGAAGGAGACGGCAGUGAUAUAACAUCAGGGAGUGCUUCCCCACAGAACAGCUCCAGCAGCCCAAGAGAUUCAACCACAGGUACAAGACCAAAGAGUUCUGUGAAGACGACCAGCAGGACCUCUGUGCAGCAGACGGUUGAUUCCUCUAAAACAAACGGCGCCGCAAGCAAAACAACGGUAAAAGACAGCAGCAAAAUAAAACAACCAGCCCCUUCAAAUAAAACAGCUGCUGGGAGCACUGCAUUGAAAACUGAGAAGAGAGUGAAGAGCACCCCAGCAGCUUCUGGGGAAAAUCAUGGACCAAAAACUGUGGCAGCAAGUGCAAGAAAGCCUGUCUCGCCGAGAAAAGAUGAGACCAAGCAAGCUACAAAAGACUUGACGCCAGACAAAGCAUCUAGUGAAGCUCCAUUGGAAUCUACAAAGAAAAAGACAUUUAAACAGUUGAGUGCAGCAAGCACCGAGUUAAAAACCAACUCAAAACCAGCAAAGGUUGCUGCUGGAAGUUCAAAGCAUACCAUUGCUGGAAGCAGGAGUGUACCAAAGCAGAAAAGUACCUCUGAACAGCCAGCAUUAAAGCUGACAUCUAAAUCAUUAGGAUCAGAAAAACAAGCUCUUUCUGGUCUGAAGAAACCUGCAUCAAAAACCAAGGAAGCUUCUAAUGAAAAAGGUUGUACUUCAAAAGGUACUGGGCCCAAGCAAAACACUCCCUCAGCUGUCAAAGAUCAGACUUCAGAAGGCAGUGACUUAGUGACAGCUCUCUGCACUGAGGAGCUCAACUGCUCUCAGCAAUCGGAAUCUACUUGUGGUGCACAACAGAAAAUAGAACAAUCAGUUGCACCUUCAGCUUCAUGCCAGCAACCUGACAGAGUCAGAUCUCAUCAAAGCUUAGAAAACAGUGUGCAUAAUUCUGAAUGUGCAGCUCUGCUAAUGGAUAAGGAAGAUUUGUGUAUUCCCAGGAAGAGCACAAAUGAAGCAUUAGUAGCAUUACUGUAUGACCAAGAGGAUUCCAACGAUGCAGCAUUUAAACACACAGGGGACUCAAGCCAGAUAUGCUCAGUUUUACCUAAGGAGAGUGUGAAUCUUGGUAAUCAGUUUCAGGGUAAACAUGCACCACAACCAUCACCUCCAGCAAAGUCAGAUACUGCUACAGCUCAUGAGACUGACAAAAGGGAGGCUAUGGUACCGAAUGAAACCAAAAACCUUGCAAAGGUAAUUUUAGAAGAUUUUAAUGGUGCAUAUAAAACCACCGAACAGUCAAGCACAGCUAUUAAUGUUAACCCUUCUACAACAGGGUGUGUAGCAUCAUCCAGAUUCUGUACCAGUCAAAUACAGCCGUUAUCGCUGAAUUCUCCCAAGGAUAUGGAUACUGUGGAAACCCCAGAGAGUCACGAGGGCUCCCAAAUACAUCAUGAAGACCCGUGGAAUACACUUCAUCAGAGAGGCAGCCCUGAGUCUGACACUGGGAGUGCCACCACCUCUUCCGAUGAUAUAAAACCCAGGUCUGAAGAUUAUGACGCAGGAGGGUCUCAGGAUGACGACGGUUCCAACGAAAGAGGGAUUUCAAAAUGCAGCACGAUGCUGUGCCACGAUUUCCUUGGAAGAAGCAGCAGCGACACCAGCACGCCGGAGGAGCUGAAGGUGUACGACACUGGCUUGAGAAUAGAGGUCAAACUUAAAGAUAAGAAGUCGUCCGCAGAACCCUUUCACGUACGCUCAAUGAACAACGAUGACGAGGGCAGGAAGAGGACACAGGUGUGGGCUCACCAGAAGGAGGUACUCAUGGAGGGCGAGGCCUGUGAAGAGGAGACAACCGUCACCGUCAAGAACGCUCCCGAGCAGCAGCUGUCCUCCUCGGAUGAAGAAACCGAGGACGAGAGAUCAGUGGCUGAAAUCCCAGAGGAAAUCCUUGCUCCACCAGACCCUUCCCCUCACCACUUUCAAGGCAUCGUCAACCUGGCAUUUGAGGAUGUCGCUGAGCAAGAGAAUGAGGUCCCAGAGUUCCAGUCUGCUUCAAGUUUCAGGCGUUCUGUACUGCUGUCAGUGGACGAAUGCGAGGAGAUGGGAUCUGAAGAGGGUGGAGGACAGACCCCACCUCGCCACCCUGCAGACUCCCUCACUCCUUCAGAAGUGUUUGAGGGGGCUGCCCAUGAUCGUUGUGAGCCACGGGGUAAAUCCUUCUACUCUAGCUACCCCCUGGAAAUGGAACUAGGUAAAAAUGGCAACUGUCAGUCUGGCCCUAGUGAUAAUCCUCAUGGAGGUAAACCACAGGUUGACAUUGCGAAAAGUGAAAGCACUGUCCCUCUUACUGAGAAUGAAACAGGAGAGCCUCCUUCCCUGAUAGAAGGUAAUAAACUGCAUGACACCCCCAGUAAUCCCCCAGCACCAGUGAGUGACAUUAGACCCCAAGAAAGACCUUGCCACUUGGAUCUACACCAGACUGAGAAAUACCGUGAUAACGGACUGUGGAAAAACUGUACAGAAGCCCUAGACUGUAAGAAAAGUGAGUUGCGUCUUAACUUGCAACAACAACAUGUGAAAGGGAGUACUAUGGUAUCAACUGAACAGAAUGCUUCCACUUUACCAGCAGGAGACUUAGAUGAUUGUGACAGAUUGGAACAAACCUCCACAUCUGACUGCCGACCUUCAAAAUCGCUUUCUACAAUAUUCGAGAUGGACGCUGGAGAAGCCUUUGAACAAAGUGCGGCCGUGGAAACGUGCAUUGUGGACACACAAGGGGACGAAGACAAUCAGUUUGCAGAAAGGGACUGGAGGCUUCUUAGGCAACUGCUUUCCGAUCAGGACUCCAGUUUAGGUAUUAUAAACUCUGUUCCAGAGGACCUGAACCUUGCCCAGUAUCUCAUAACCCAGACACUUGUCCUCUCACGUGACAGUCUAAACUCACAGUGUAAACUGCCUUUGGAAAAGGAUACCUUCAAGAAGUGGGCCGAACUCAUGUCCCCGUUGGAGGAGUCCACAGCCAGCAUCACUGUCACCAGUUUUUCACCUGAAGAUUCAGCCUCCCCCCAGGGAGAAUGGACAAUUGUGGAACUUGAAACGCAUCAUUAACACUAAAAAACCGAGGUCUGGAUUUACUGCUUUGUGCUGUACUUUACUGAGAGCUUUGCAGCUGGAGCUUUUAUAACCACGUUGGAAUACAUAACAGGAAGCCACUUUGACUUAAAGACAACAUGUUAUUUCAGCAGCUGACUUUAUGCUGUAAUAGCAGUUGUAUCGGGCACAUUUUCCACUGUUUUUUGUCAGUUCAUAUUUGAGGUACUUAAGAAAAUGUAAGAAAUUGUUACAAAAAAUAAAAAAAAUGCUGUUUAGCGUGUUUAAUAUUUUUGUAUAUUUAAUGUAUUCUUGAUGUUGCUUAAACAUGCAUUCAUAGAAAAAAAAGUAACAUUUUGUUCUCAUGUGUCUGUCUUGAUGGUGUUUUACCAAAAAGUACCAAACAUGUUAAUGAGUUCAUUGGUUUACAUUGGUGUUGUAAGAUUCAAUAAAAAUAAUUUAUGUGAAGCACCAAA
Molecule: messenger RNA, 6183 nt
Organism: Acipenser ruthenus (sterlet)
Lineage: Eukaryota; Metazoa; Chordata; Actinopteri; Acipenseriformes; Acipenseridae
Gene: btbd8
Product: BTB domain containing 8
Exons: 19
Coding region: 317-5725 (1802 amino acids)
Molecular function (GO): protein binding
Source: RefSeq, a predicted model, not a curated record